AUGGCUACCCCUAGUGUCCUAGCUUUUGACGCUGAGGGUUGUGCCAUUGACUUUGAGGUCUGGCUCGACGACCUGCAGCUGUUCUUACAGUGCGAUAGGGCAGACGGUCUUUCUCUCUUUGACCUCACCUCUGGCGCCGUCCCUGCCCCUGCUGCUGAUGCUGACGCCACUGUUCGCUCACAGUGGGCCACGCGCGAUGCUGUUGCACUUGCGCGCUACUCCUCCCCUGCCACUGCUGCACUGAGCCGCCUCAUGCUCCCCUUCCUCUUCCCUGACCUUGCUGCCUUUCCCACUGUCGCUGACCUCAUUACGCACCUCCGCACUAGUGACACUCGCUACCGCGCUGCGCUUCCUGCUGACUUCUGCACCAAGAACCCCCCCCCCCCCCCCAUGUACAUCUCUCUCUACUUUUUAGUCACUCGCCUCCCUGACUCCCUUCGUGUAGUCCGGGACCACUUCCUCGCGGUCUGUCCCACCACCCUCACUGUCGACAGCCUCGAGAAGGCCCUCCUAGCGGCGGAGAAGAGCAUAGUCGCUGUAGGAGCCUCUCGAGGUGACCCCCGCGUCCCCAUCUUUGAGGGGUGUUCUUCUUCCCCUCUCCUGCCCUCUGUCGCCUCUGCCGCUGCGGCCGACCUCGUUGGUCUUGAGUCGGUCGGUGCGGCGUCUGCCCCUAGUGGGAGACGUCGCUCUGGCAAGGGCAAGGGGGGCAAGGGAGCGGGUGGGGCCUGCGGGGGCGGUGGAGGUGGCGGUGGAGGCGGCGGAGGGAGUGGGGGUGGCGGUGGAGGUGGUGGCGGGGGUGGGGGUGCUAGUGGCGGCAGUGGAGGCGGGGGUGGCGGCGGCGGUGGCGGUGGGAGCGGAGGUGGCGGAGGUGGCGGCGGUGGAGGCGGAGGCGGGGGUGGCGGUGGCGGUGGCGGUGGUGGAGGUGGUCGGAGUGGCGCUUUGCAGCGGAGCAGCACUGGGGGUGGUCAGCGCCAGCAGCAGCAGCAGCAGGAGCGUUCUCGCGACCUCCCGACGCCUCAGCAGCUCCGUGAGUGGUACACCCAGCGUCAGCGUGGUGGGGGUUUUGGUCCCUGCACCUACGUCCUUCGCACUGGCGACCGUGCUGGAGAGCAGUGUGGGGGUACCCACACCGCCCAGCGCUGCUUUGGCCGCCUGACGGACGCUUGGCGCCAGCAGUUCCCGGAGGCCGCGGAGAUCCCCCGCUGGGGAGAGCUGUCUAGGGCUGGUUUAGCUGUCUUUGAACUUGACUUUGAUGCUAUCCUUGCUGCCAUGUAUGCUGUGACCAUUAGUGAUAAGGGUGACUGUUACCGAUGUUUCCCGCCAGACCCGGGCAUUGGUACUGCUGCUCUAGGUGUCAGUGAGACUUCUGCUCUAGGUGCCAGUGCGUCUGUGCUCUUAGGUACUGGUGAGGCUGCUCUCUCAGGUACUAGUGAGUCUGCGCUCUCAGGUACUGCAUCGGCCUCGGCCUCCCACACCUUCACUCUUGACUCUGGAGCGUCUCGCUCCUUCUUUCGGGACCGCACCACACUCACGCCGCUUAGUCGGCCGGUUGCGGUGUCCCUGGCUGACCCCUCUGGGGGUCCUGUCCUGUCUCGCUUCUCCACAGUCCUCCCGUGUCCGGCGGCUCCCUCUGGCACCCUGUCUGGUCUCUACCUCCCCUCGUUCUCUACGAACUUGGUGAGUGGUGCUGACCUACAGGAUGCGGGAGUCCACCAGUUCACCCCUGCUCGUCAGCGGGUGACGCACUGCACAGAGGCUAGCACAGGUCGUCACCUGGCUACGUUUACACGUCAGCCAGGGUCGAGCCUGUACACACUGACCACUGCUUCUCCUCCAGUUCCUGAGUCUGGUAGGGUCCUAUCUUCAGGUCAGGUGUUUGCUGCAGCGUCCUGGUCUGGUCCUGAGUCUGCCCCCUGUUCGUGUCGUCGCCUGUCUCACGAGACUCUCCUCAGGCACCACCGCCUGUGUCGCCCCUCUCUGCUUCGGCUCAGAGGCAUGGCCUCCCGUCUUCUUGUGUCUGGUCUCCCCCGGUCCCUCCCUCCCCUUCCUCAGGGCCCUGGCCCUGCCUGUGUCCCCUGUGUCGAGGGGCGCCAGCGUGCUGCCCCUCACUCCUCCCAGUUUCCUCCGACAGAGGCUCCGUUGCAGACGCUUCACAUGGACGUGUGGGGCCCUGCCCGCGUCCGUGGACUCGGUCACGAGCGCUACUUCCUGUUGGUGGUAGACGACUACUCGCGUUACACCACAGUCUUCCCCUUGCGCAGCAAGGGUGAUGUCACUGAGACCUUCACGCUUCUGGACUCACCGCAGCAAAAUGGGAUUGCAGAGCGCCGCAUUGGCAUGGUCAUGGACGUCGCUCGUACGUCUAUGAUGCAUGCGGCUGGGCCCCAUUUUCUGUGGCCGUUUGCAGUCAGGUACGCGGCGCAUCAGAUCAACCUCCACCCUAGGGUCUCCAGGCCGGAAACCUCCCCAGCUCUGCUAUGGACGGGAAAGGUUGGCGAUGCGUCGGCGUUCCGGGUCUGGGGAUCUCGGGCGUUUGUCCGCGACUUGUCUGCGGACAAGCUGUCCCCUCGCGCUGCACCCUGCGUCUUCCUGGGGUUCCCCCCGGACGCCCCUGGGUGGCAGUUCUACCACCCCACCUCUCGCUGUGUUCUGUCCUCCCAGGACGUCACGUUCGACGAGUCGGUACCCUACUACCGCCUCUUCCCCUACCGCACACCGUCCCUCCCCCCACCCCCGCUCUUCUUGGUACCAGGUCCCCCCCCGGUAGACCCCCUCCCCCCUCAGGGUCCUGCCCCUUCAGGUGUGUCCCAGGUAGACGCGGUCGAGCCUGUCGAGGUCACUGGUGACUCUGGUGCUGCUGUGGGUGCUGAGCCUAGGGGUGCUGUGCCUGGGGGUGUUGUGCCUGGGGGUGCUGAGCCUGGGGGUGCUAAGCCUGGGGGUGCUGAGUUUGGGGGUGCUGCGCCUGGGGGUGCUCAGCCUGGGGGUGCUGAGACUGGAGGUUCUUCGCUUGGAGGUUGUCCGGGUGCUUCGUCUCGCCGAGAGCCACUCUCCCCACAGGAGCUGCGUGAGUGGUUUGCCCGGCGCUGGAGGCAUGCUGCUGGUGCUGGAGGUUCUUCGGCUGCUGAGGGUGCUGCUGCCGCGUGUCCCGGAGGUGCUCGUACUGGGAGUACUGGAGCUGCUGGGCCCGCGGGUUCUCCUGGAGCUGGUGCUGCUGAGCGUGUUGGCACUGAGACUACCGCUGGCGGUCCGCCUGGCAGUGCUCCUGGUACUGCUGGAGGUUCUGGGGCUACUGGAGGUGCUGCUGGGGGUUGUGGAGCUACUAGAGGUGCUGCUGGAGCGGGUACUCUUGCUGGGGGUGCUGGUGCUGUCCCUGCUGUAUCUGGCUCACAGUCACAGCUACAGCCUACCUCCCCUUUGCUUGCUCCUUCUCCCUACACUGGUCCGACUGGAGGUCUUACUGAGCGUCGUGAGCCUGCGUCACGUCCUGCGUCGCCUGUUCGUGCUGCGCGCACUAGUGGUCGCGGUUCGCGUCAGCGUCCUCCUCCUGUCCCUGGCACGCACCGGAUGUCUCUGCGUCCGUCCACUGCUCCUCUACGUGCCCCUUUGCCUUCUCCUCCUGCUUCCUCUCUUCCUGCUCUUGCCGACCCGGAGUCGGACUCUCUUCGUGCUACAAGUCCUACUGUCACGCGUCUCCUUGCUACUGCCGUCACUGACCCUUCUUUCGAGUCUUUUGCUGCGUCUGCCCUUGUUACUGAGCUCGUCCACUUUGCUGCGCGCUGUCGUCUAGACUACGCUGCUAGUCUUGUCGCUGAGCAGGAGGAGUUCCAGUGUCUGGCCGCCGCUUCACCUCAUCUCGCGUCUGUACUGCUCGCCCUUGAGGGAGACCCGGAUGCACUAGACAUCCCGACUCCGCGCUCUUACGCGGAGGCGAUAGAGGGUCCCUACUCCUCUCAGUGGCAGGCAGCUAUGGAUGCAGAGAUGGCGUCCUGGAAGUCCACAGGCACCUACGUUGACGCUGUCCCCCCUCCUGGGGCGAACAUCGUCAGUGGCAUGUGGAUUUUCAGGGUGAAGUGGCCGCCGGGUUCUCCGCCUGUCUUCAAGGCACGUUACGUGGCUCGUGGCUUCAGUCAGCGGCAGGGAGUUGACUACUUUCAGACCUUCUCCCCCACUCCGAAGAUGACCACUCUUCGGGUACUGCUGCACGUUGCUGCUCACCGUGACUACGAGUUGCACUCUCUCGACUUCAGCACUGCUUUCUUGCAGGGCAGCUUGCACGAGGAGAUCUGGCUGCGUCGCCCACUUGGUUUCACUGGGUCUUUCCCUCCUGGUACCCAGUGGAGUCUCCGGCGUCUAGUCUACGGUCUCCGCCAGGCGCCGCGUGAGUGGCACGACACACUGAGGACUACGCUGGCGGCACUUGGGUUCGCUCCUUCCACUGCAGACCCGUCGCUGUUUCUGCGCACCGACACCUCUCUGCCGCCGUUCUACAUCCUCGUGUACGUCGACGACUUGGUCUUUGCCACAGCUGACACUGCUGGACUCGCCUACGUGAAGUCCGAGCUGCAGAAGAGACACACGUGCACUGACCUGGGUGAACUGCGCAGCUACCUUGGCUUGCAGAUCACCCGGGACAGAGCACGCCGCACCAUUACCCUGACUCAGUCACACAUGGUGCAGCAGGUCCUUCAGCGCUUCGGCUUCACGUACUCCUCGCCUCAGGCCACUCCUCUGCCUACUCGCCACUCGCUCUCAGCUCUGCCUUCGGAUGAGUCCGUAGAGUCGAGUGGCUCGUACCCAGAGCUUGUUGGCUACCUCAUGUACCUGAUGACCUGCACACGACCUGACCUUGCAUACCCUCUUAGCAUUCUCGCACGCUAUGUUGCUCCUGGGAGACACCAACCAGAGCACAUGGCUGUAGCGAAGAGGGUGUUUCGCUACUUGUGCAGUACGUCGGGCAUGGGGCUAGUGCUUGGAGGGCGCAGUCCAGUGGUCCUCACUGGGCACGCGGACGCUUCUUAG
Messenger RNA from Closterium sp. NIES-65, 5019 nucleotides. The record is from the annotation of a GenBank genome assembly. NCBI's taxonomy places the organism in Eukaryota, Viridiplantae, Streptophyta, Zygnematophyceae, Desmidiales, Closteriaceae.